AUGGCCGGUCAAUCUUAUUCUUCCCGCCAAGACACUUACCUAAAAAACCAAGAAAGAGGUAGUCAAGAUCUUCAACAAAAGGGCCAAGAAGCUAUCCAAAACUUCAAACAUUUCCUUCAUCGAAAAACCCCUUCAUCUUCUAACUUAGUUGCAUUUCUCACUGUUUUCCCACUUGGGGCCUUCCUUUUGGGCCUAUCCGUACUCUCUUUUAUCGGGUCGGUUAUCGGGUUAGCGGUAACCACACCGUUGUUUAUCCUCUUUAGCCCGGUUAUCAUUCCGGCUAUUUUGACUAUCGGGCUUGCUAAUUUGGGCUUUUUGGCCUCCGGGGCUUUUGGGAUAACGGCACUAUCCGCUUUUUCGUGGAUCAUUAACUUCUUUAGGGGGUUUCGGGUUGGUGGAACGGGUACGGAUAUGGAGCAUGUUUCUCGGUGGGCUUAUGAGAAGGCUGGAGAUAUGGGCCAGAGAGUGAAAGAAAUGGGUCAGGAAAUUACUGGUAAAGCCCGUGAGUCCGUGAGGAAUGAUGGUUAAGGUAGAAAGGUGUAUGCUUGUGUAAGAUGAGCCUAUUGGGCCAUUUGAUGACCCGUCUAAAUGUGGAUAUUAUCCUAUUUAGAUUGAGGUUAGAAUGGUUAAUAUGUCGUGAAAUCUUUUGGGGUGUUGCCUCUUUUGAGCCGUUUGUUCCUUUAGUUUUUUGAAUUCCGUCUAAUAAUGCCAUAAUUGUAGCAAUUUAGAAUUUUCAUCUUGUGUACAUCCGGAUCUGAAUAACUUUUACC
Spinacia oleracea (spinach) is the source of this 770-nucleotide messenger RNA. Its product is annotated as oleosin H2-like. Bases 1 to 528 code for a protein of 175 amino acids. The record is from RefSeq and is a predicted model, not a curated record. Gene Ontology annotation, biological process: lipid storage; response to freezing; seed oilbody biogenesis. The transcript has a single exon. Gene Ontology annotation, cellular component: membrane; monolayer-surrounded lipid storage body. NCBI's taxonomy places the organism in Eukaryota, Viridiplantae, Streptophyta, Magnoliopsida, Caryophyllales, Amaranthaceae.